AUGCGGAUCCCGGUGCUCCUCUGCCUGCUGGCCGGUCUGUGUGUAGCCCCGGGCCCGGUGCUCGGGAAGGACCGGAGCUGCGGGGACCUGCGGCAGUUCUACACCGGGAAAGGCUUCACGCUGGCGGACGCGCCUCAGAACGAGAUCUCCGGUGAACAUCUGAGGAUGUGUCCUCAGGGUCCGACCUGCUGCACCAGCUCCAUGGAGGAGAACCUGUCCGGGCUGACGGCCCGAGAGACCGAGGGGCUGAUCCGAGACGCUGGCCGCUCGCUGCAGGCGGCUUUCAACGCCCUCCACAGGAGCUUCGACACCUAUUUCACCGAGCUGCACAGUCAGUCCGAGCGCUCCCUCCAGGAGGCGCUGUCUCCGCUCGGCCCUCUCUACUCCCAGAACACCCGUCUGUAUGGAGAUCUCUACAACGACCUGCGACAGUACUACCGGGGCUCUGCUCUCAACCUGGACGAGACGCUGUCGGAGUUCUGGUCCCGGCUUCUGGAGCGCACGUUCAAAUCCUCCGUCCCCACCGAGGUCAGCCUAUCGGAGGACUACCUUGAAUGUGUCGCUAAGCAACAGGAGACGCUGCGGCCAUUUGGAGACGUCCCUCGGGACAUGAAGGCGAAGGUGAUCCGGGCUUUUGUCACAGCACGGUCGUUUGUCCAGGGGCUGGCAGUCAGCGGAGAGGUGGUCAGGAAGGUGUCGCAGGUGUCUCUGAGUGCGGAGUGCACCAAGGCCCUGAUGAAGCUGGUCUACUGCCCUCACUGCCGCGGCAUGAGCUCCGUCAAGCCCUGCUCCAUCUACUGCUCCAACGUCAUGAAGGGUUGCCUGGCCAACCAGGCCGACCUGGACCCCGAGUGGCAGAACCUCAUAGACACCAUGAUCCAGGUGGUGGCCAGUUUCAGCACAGAGCCCAGCCUCGACGUGGUUCUCUCCUCCAUCCCUGCUCGGAUCUACGAGGCCGUUCACUACCAGCAGGAAAACAUGGACACGUUCACAGCCAGAGUUUACCAGUCAUGUGGAACGCCAGGGGAAACAGGCACAGGAAGUCCCGCCCCCCACGAGCCGAGGAGGAAGAGCGGCUCGCUGACGGCCUCCGAGUACAAACCCUCGCCGACUGCCGGGCUCAGGCUGGAGAUGCAGGUGUCGGACCUCUCCAGCAAACUGAGGGACAUGAGGCAGUACUGGAUCCAGCUCCCGGUGGCACUGUGCAGCAAACUGGCAGCAGGAGGCGCCGCUCAGGAUAAAUGCUGGAACGGAAUCACUAAAGCCAGAUAUCUUCCAGAGGCGAUGGGCGACGGCCUGGCCAAUCAGAUCAACAACCCGGAGGUGGAGCUGGACAUCACCAAGCCAGACAUGACGAUCCGACAGCAGAUCAUGCAACUUAAGAUCAUGAGCAGCAGGCUGAAGAACGCCAUCGAGGGGAACGACGUGGACUUCCAGGACGCAAGUGAAGACAUCAGCGGCUCAGGAAGCGGGAUGUGCGUGGGUGGACAUUGUCCUCGGGGCAUGCCGGGACUGCACUCCUACUCGCCAGCAAACAACCGAGUCCGAGGCGCGGCCACGGCUCAGACCGGCCUCCUGCUCCUGCUCCCAUUGGUCGCCCUGCUCUUCCAGCGAUGA
Limanda limanda (common dab) is the source of this 1617-nucleotide messenger RNA. RefSeq names its product glypican 1a (gene gpc1a). The record is from RefSeq and is a predicted model, not a curated record. The transcript is spliced from 10 exons. Gene Ontology annotation, biological process: negative regulation of fibroblast growth factor receptor signaling pathway; regulation of protein localization to membrane; cell migration. Lineage: Eukaryota; Metazoa; Chordata; Actinopteri; Pleuronectiformes; Pleuronectidae. Bases 1 to 1617 code for a protein of 538 amino acids. Gene Ontology annotation, cellular component: plasma membrane; synapse; extracellular region. Gene Ontology annotation, molecular function: fibroblast growth factor binding.